Messenger RNA from Paramecium octaurelia, 1127 nucleotides. The record is from the annotation of a GenBank genome assembly. NCBI's taxonomy places the organism in Eukaryota, Ciliophora, Oligohymenophorea, Peniculida, Parameciidae.
AUGAGAAAAACUAAUUAAAAAACAAAUGAUAACAAUUUGAAUUAUUUGAAUGGAGGAGGAUUCGCAGCUAGACCAAAAUCAUUACUUUGUACAGAAUACAGUAAUUUAUAGGCACAAUAUGUGGCAGAGAGUUUGGAACUGCUUCUCUAGAAAUUCAUUAAAAAACUUGCAUCAAAAAGUAUUAAAAUGAUCUCGUGAAUAUGGAUCCUGGCCAUAGAUAAUAGAUGCCUACAAGUAAUAAUACAUAUUUGAUAUCUUUUAGCAUAGUAGGUUUUAUAAAAGUUGGACUAGGAAAAAUAAGUUAGGUAAUAAGGAGUAACAAAGGUUGGUUAAAAGUCUUAGUAGGUCUUAUAUGAAUAACCCUAAUAAGUCAUGGCUCUUGUUGGAGUAAAUGCGUUGAAUAAAUUUAUAGUGCAGAAAAUGUGGAAGAAGAUUUAACCCUGAUAGAAUCAGAAAACAUGAAUCAGUUUGCAUAGGACCGGAACCAGAUAUCUAAAAAAUAAAAGAACAAUAAUAGGAAUAAAACAAAAGGGCUGCGAAAUAUUUAAAGCCAAAAAAAACAGGAGCAUCUUGAAUUUUAAUAAGCUUUAAGGGAAAUGAGAAAAGUUAGAUAGUAAGAAAUAGCAGAAGGGAGAGGCAAUCCUUUUGGUCAUCAAUAAUAUGGUUCAUCUUAUGGAAUGUCAAAUAAGUAACAACCUGCAAAAAGUGGGAAAUAUAAUUAAUAUCAACAAAGCAAUAAUAGACCUUAAUCUAAGUAGCAAUAUUAGAAACAAUCAUAAUAAUAAUAAUAGUUCAAUCUAUAAGGCUAUUCAUAAAGUGUUAAAACAACCCACAAGUAACCUAAUUUUGAAUAAUAAUAAACAAAGAUGAUUUAAAAAUCUCCAAUUUCUUAAAUGCCUUAAAAACAAUACUAGUAGCCUACUAAGAGUUCUUAUAAUGAUGUUGGAUAUGGAAGACCUGCUUAUAACACUGGUGGAGCAUGUAAAAUAUGCAUUUGAAUAUUAGCUUACUAAAUUGCUCACUCGAAUGUUAGCACUUUUAGUUUAUUUACUUAAGAUGGAAAGCCAAAAAACUAUGAUAAUUAUCAAAAGAACAAUCCGUAUGCAAAGAAGAAUGGGUUAUAUUGA